AUGAAUAAAAUAUCUGGUGAACAGGGUGACUUUUUAGCCGAAGCUCAAUUGGCACUAGAUGAUUUAGGUGAUGGUAUUGUUGCUGUAAAAACAUUAUCCAGUCGUCUCAAUAAUCCAGAAGAUAUUUCAAAAGCCUAUUUAAAUAUUAAAUCUAAUGCAGACGUGGAGUUUUGUAUUGAAUUAACACAAGAAGGUUAUCGAGUUGUCGGCUAUCAUUUUGAUGAUAAUAGUCAAUCAUCGACAAACUAUUAUGAGUCAUUACAAGCUCUCUUAACAAAUGAAUCAAAAUCAUAUGUGGAUAGUUUCGCUCGAAGUUUACAACAAAAGCUUUUUGCAGCGCAAACUAAAUUACAACAAAAUCAAGACAAAGAUGAUGAUGAAUAUAUUCAAUAA
Molecule: messenger RNA, 393 nt
Organism: Rotaria socialis
Lineage: Eukaryota; Metazoa; Rotifera; Eurotatoria; Philodinida; Philodinidae
Source: the annotation of a GenBank genome assembly